AGGCCGGCGCGAGAAGCCGCUGCUCGCCGCCGUCCUCGUCUUUCUCCUCGCCUGCCUAUAUCCCCGCGCGGAGCUGCUGCUGCUGAGGUGGCGUCACCGCUCCGGCAGGCGCGAUGUACGGAUUCGUCAAUCACGCUCUGGAGCUUCUGGUGAUCCGGAAUUACGGCCCCGAGGUCUGGGAGGACAUCAAGCGGGAGGCACAAUUGGAUGAAGAAGGGCAGUUUCUAGUUAGAAUUAUUUAUGAUGAUUCAAAAACAUACGAUCUGGUUGCUGCGGCAAGCAAAGUCCUUAACCUUAACGCUGGAGAAAUCCUUCAGAUGUUUGGGAAGAUGUUUUUUGUGUUUUGUCAAGAAUCUGGUUAUGACACCAUCUUGCGUGUGUUGGGCUCCAAUGUUAGAGAAUUUUUGCAGAACCUUGAUGCUCUUCAUGACCACCUUGCUACAAUAUACCCAGGUAUGCGGGCCCCAUCCUUUAGAUGUACUGAUGCAGAAAAGGGGAAGGGACUCAUUCUGCAUUACUAUUCUGAGAGAGAAGGGCUCCAAGACAUUGUAAUUGGAAUCAUCAAAACAGUCGCUCAACAAAUUCAUGGCACAGAAAUAGAUAUGAAGGUUAUUCAACAGAGAAAUGAAGAGUGUGACCAUAUUCAGUUUUUAAUUGAAGAGAAGGAGUCUAAGGAAGAAGAUUUUUAUGAAGACCUGGACAGAUUUGAAGAGAAUGGCACUCAAGAGUCUCGCAUCAGUCCUUAUACUUUUUGCAAAGCUUUCCCUUUCCAUAUUAUAUUUGAUAGAUAUCUAGUUGUCACCCAGUGUGGCAAUGCAAUAUACAGAGUCCUUCCACAGCUCCAGCCAGGGUAUUGCAAUCUUUUGUCAGUGUUUUCGUUGGUUCGGCCUCAUAUUGAUAUUAGUUUCCAUGGAAUCCUCUCACAUAUCAACACAGUCUUUGUGCUGAGGAGCAAGGAAGGGCUGUUGGAUGUGGAAAAGUUAGAGUGCGAAGAUGAAUUAACUGGAACAGAAAUUAGCUGCUUACGCCUUAAGGGUCAAAUGAUCUACCUACCAGAAGCGGAUAGUAUUCUCUUUCUUUGUUCUCCAAGUGUGAUGAAUUUGGAUGACUUAACUAGAAGAGGGCUAUAUCUGAGUGACAUUCCACUGCAUGAUGCUACCCGUGAUUUGGUCCUUUUGGGAGAGCAGUUCAGAGAGGAAUACAAGCUGACUCAAGAGCUGGAGAUACUAACAGACAGGCUUCAGCACACAUUAAGAGCACUGGAAGAUGAGAAGAAAAAGACAGACACCUUGCUGUAUUCUGUCCUUCCUCCAUCUGUGGCCAAUGAGCUGAGGCACAAGCGCCCUGUGCCAGCAAAGCGCUAUGAUAAUGUGACCAUACUUUUUAGUGGCAUUGUUGGGUUUAAUGCCUUCUGUAGUAAACAUGCCUCUGGAGAGGGAGCCAUGAAAAUUGUCAAUCUCUUAAAUGACCUUUACACAAGAUUUGAUAUCCUGACUGAUUCACGAAGGAACCCCUUUGUUUAUAAGGUUGAGACAGUUGGCGACAAGUAUAUGACAGUAAGUGGCUUGCCAGAGCCAUGCAUUCACCAUGCGCGUUCUAUCUGCCACUUAGCAUUGGAUAUGAUGGAAAUCGCCGGACAGGUUCAAGUUGAUGGAGAGUCUGUACAGAUAACAAUAGGCAUCCACACAGGAGAAGUAGUCACAGGUGUCAUUGGCCAAAGGAUGCCCCGUUACUGUCUUUUUGGAAACACCGUUAAUCUAACAAGCAGAACAGAAACUACUGGAGAGAAAGGAAGAAUCAAUGUCUCUGAAUAUACCUACAGGUGUCUAAUGGCUCCUGAAAAUUCAGACCCACAAUUCCAUCUGGAACACAGAGGUCCCGUUUCCAUGAAGGGUAAAAAAGAACCAAUGCAAGUUUGGUUUUUGUCCAGAAAGUGCACAGAGACAGAGGAUGUAACGCAUGAUGCUAACUGAGCCAGGCGAAAUGCAAGAGGACAAAGAACAGAGUGGAACACUGUGUCCUGCCACUAAUACAGCCUGUUUGUAAUUAGAUGUGACUGCUGUUGCUACAUUUGUGUCUCUUCUGUUUGUUCAUCCGAACUGUGCCAAACAAUAACAUUUUCACUAAGCUCCUCUGCCCCCCCUCCCACCAUGCUGCUCUUUGGUCACUCCCCUUUUGAUAGUGUAGUAGGUCUUCUGUGGGUCUGUGUAUCUCAAUGUCUUUGGUCUCCCAUUCUUUAUCUAACACAAACUUUUUCACAUGCCAUAAGGGAUAUAGUGCUUCACACAUAUGCUUCUCAUCUACAUCUUUAGUGACUAAUCACCACGAUCUUUAUGAUGCUGUAACUCAAACUGUUUCUGCGAGGGAAAAAAUUCCAAUUGAUAGCAAGCAUCAUGAGCUCAGAGAACUGAUAUUUUUAUAGCCGUGAUUUGGCAUCUUGUUGUAAAGUUUAUACUAAUCCAUCUGCUUUCCUCCAAUCUGCUAUUGUGAAAUAUUGCAGUUUGUUCUAGAAGGUAGCUUCAGUACGCUGGUGGUUGCUCUUUUGCUAUGUAUUGACUGUCUGCUGAUGCAACAUACGCAUUUUGUACAUGGAAGAGAAGGGUAGGUUGUUUAAUAUUAUGUUAUAGUAGGAAAUGUGAGUCAAUUUCUGUUCUAAAUCUAAUUGUGUUCUCUCCUAUUUCUCCUACUGAAUUCUGGGGGUAAAGAUGAUUCAUGCAUACUUGCAUAAUAGGUUGUUGGACAACUUUUAAUAUAAUGCAUAAUGAUAUUACUUUUUAGACCAGGGGACAUUUCAAAGAAAAAAUUGGAUACCCAACCUUGAGGUCCAUAAUAAUGAAAAAUUUGGGGGGCUUUAUUCUGAAAUUCAGAAGUUUAUUCUGAAAUUAGGAGACCUAUAAUAAGUCACAGGUCUCUGUCAUUCUGCUUCUUGCAAGGCCCAUACAGAGGCAUUGGCAAAGAGUGUCCCAUGUGACAUAUACAGUAUAGGCAUGUGCAAAAUGACCCUGAAUGCACAGCAUGGUUAGGCUACAAAGCAUGGAUUAGGCAAAUAGCUGUUCCUCCCCACAAAAGUAUCCAAGAAUACAAGUAAGAUUGUUAUUGAAGAAAAUGCCAUGCUUUGUACUUUUUAAAGGAAGAAGUCACUCUCCAAAGGCACUAGGAAUUUUAAAACAUUAGGCUUCUACCAUACAGUCUUUUCUGUUGCCCUGUCCCUCUGGGCAGAGCACCAGGAAUGAUCAGAUGUGCAAUAUGCAAGAAGCCUAUUUCCACAAUUAGCAUGGUAGCAAAACCCGCUGUGCGUUCUUGAAGAUUCCCCUUGAAAUUUGCUUUCCCCAGGAUCUGGUCAGAAUGCUCUCUUGGGUGAAAUUGAGGCAACGGUAUUAUUUUAUAGUAUUUCCCGAUAAGUGAAAGAUAUGUUUUGGAUAUAGUUAUCAAGCCUUGUUUUAUUGCUUGAAAAAAAAGUAUGUCCAUUAUUAUAUAAAGAACCUUCAUUAUCCAGGUUCAUCAUAUGUGUGCCUACAUAGACCCGUGUAAAUGUGAGCUGCACUUGUAUUUUUAUGAACUUCUGCUUAUCUUGUAUUCCAAACCUGUCAGAACUAAUGAGCUCAGUUUAGAUAUAUUGUAGGAAUAAUACAAUGACUCCUAAUUCAUUUCAUAUUUUUUGAUGAUGCCUUUAUAAGAUAUGAACAUGUACAUAUAUGUAUAUAUACAUAAAUAUGAAUGUAAUGUAUAAAAUUUGUCAGUCUCUAGUUUAUAUACAUAUAUAUAUCUAACCAACAUAAAAUAUAUGUAUAAAUGUUUUAUGUUAAGGUGUAUAAGGAAGGUCUUUAAAUUAUGGGCUUUUUCUCACUGAAAGGGUUUCUCCCUGUGGAAAACCAUAUGUUAAUAUUGGAAAUGGUAUAAUAAAUAAAAUUUAUCCCCUA
This is a messenger RNA of Podarcis raffonei (Aeolian wall lizard), 3920 nucleotides long. RefSeq names its product guanylate cyclase 1 soluble subunit beta 1 (gene GUCY1B1). The transcript has 14 exons. Lineage: Eukaryota; Metazoa; Chordata; Lepidosauria; Squamata; Lacertidae. Gene Ontology annotation, molecular function: guanylate cyclase activity; heme binding. Gene Ontology annotation, biological process: cGMP biosynthetic process; response to oxygen levels. The record is from RefSeq and is a predicted model, not a curated record. Gene Ontology annotation, cellular component: guanylate cyclase complex, soluble. The coding region runs from base 114 to 1973 and encodes 619 amino acids.